AAGAAAUGUCACUUCACCAAUAAUCAAUUGAUUUUACGUUAGAUACAAAUCUUGUAUUGAAUCUAUAUGCAUAAUUUUCACAUCAAGUUGCAGGCUCUUGUUCUAACUAGCAUUUAUGUAUCAAAUGAACGGGCGAAAGCAGUCUUAGGUGAUGUUGAAAACCUUACUGAAGAGAGAGUGGAUGAGGUAUUGAGCCAAUACUUGAAAGAUUAUAAAGAGGGUUCAUGGGAAACCAAAGGCUGGCCUGCUUAUUUGUCUGCCUAUCAACUCUCAAAAGCUGCCAUGAAUUCGGACACAAGGAUUCUGGCCAAGAAGUACCCAGGUAUCUGCAUCAAUUGUGUCUGCCCUGGAUAUGUCAAAACUGAUAUAAACUAUUAUACAGGAAUCCUGAGUGUUGAAGAAGGUGCUGAAGGUCCAGUUAGAUUGGCUUUGCUGCCCCAUGGUGGCCCAUCGGGUCUCCUCUUCGAGCAAUUGGAGGAAGAAGAAUUCUGAUGAGAUUGUGGGAAAGUUGACGUUUUUCCUGUGUUUGUAGCUCGCGAUUCAUCUCAAAUCUCAAAUCAAAUUUCAAAAGUACAUUAAUAGUAUGAUGUUGAUCCAAAGAAUAAUUAGUCUGUGAUUAU
Rubroshorea leprosula is the source of this 620-nucleotide messenger RNA. The record is from the annotation of a GenBank genome assembly. NCBI's taxonomy places the organism in Eukaryota, Viridiplantae, Streptophyta, Magnoliopsida, Malvales, Dipterocarpaceae.